Molecule: messenger RNA, 2066 nt
Organism: Dacryopinax primogenitus
Lineage: Eukaryota; Fungi; Basidiomycota; Dacrymycetes; Dacrymycetales; Dacrymycetaceae
Product: Aldo/keto reductase
Exons: 4
Coding region: 389-1369 (326 amino acids)
Cellular component (GO): cytosol
Molecular function (GO): aldose reductase (NADPH) activity
Source: RefSeq, a predicted model, not a curated record
CUUCCAAGAGGGCAUUCAUCCAAACAAUGGCCGAUCAUUCUAGUCGGGAUCACGUGUGCCGGGCCGAUAUCCCGCCUGACUUCGAUCGGUACAACAACGGUCCAUUCUUAGUCACAGAUGGGGAAAUGCUGAACAAGACAAGUGCGGUACCCGACCGAUAAUGUCGAUCAACUUUCGAAGGACGGUGAACGCCCUCCACUCUAGCACAGAUUGCCUAUAGCUCUUGCACUCAGCUGCAGGUUGCCAGCACUUUCGAAAGUAACACUUGGUCCCACUCUCGCCUGCGCAACAAACAUGUCCCAAGGUCGUCUGGUACCCCUCUCGAACGGUACCCAGCUGCCCCAGGUCGGGCUCGGUACCUGGCUCUCACAGCCUCACGAAGUAGAGAAUGCCGUGCGUGUGUCUUUCCCAUCCCUCCUGUCCCGUGUGCUCUAAUUCCGGGUGUAGGUGGAACACGCUAUUAAGACGGGGUACAAUCACCUCGAUUUGGCGUAUAUUUACAGGAACCAGGACGAGGUCGGUGCAGCGCUCAAGAAGGUCAUACCCAGUGUCGUCAAGCGGGAAGACCUGUGGAUCACCAGCAAGGUGUGCUUUCUCUCGGUGCAGGGGAUGCAUGCUGACUUGGGGGAAGCUGUGGAACAAUGCGCACAAGCCGGAGGAGGUCGAGAAGCAGCUAGACGAGUCCUUGCGCCAGAUCGGCACCGACUAUCUCGACUUGUACCUCAUCCACUGGCCAGUAGCGUUCGUACCUAACAGAGGCGUCGUCCCCAAAGCGAACGAGGCGGAUACCGAAGUCGAGCUCGACCUCGAGACGAGCCUUGUAGAGACUUGGAAGGCGAUGAUCGCGCUGCCCAAGAGCAAAGUGCGGAAUAUCGGCGUAAGCAACUUUAGUGUCGCUAUGAUCCGGGCGAUCACGGCGGCUACGGGGGUACUGCCUGCAGCGAAUCAGGUCGAGUGCCAUCCCUACCUCCCGCAGAACGAGUUGGUAGAGUAUGCGAAGGAGACGGGGCUGCAUCUUACCGCCUACUCUCCUCUGGGGAACAACCUCAAGAACGUCCCCAAGCUGACGGAACACGACGUCAUCCAGUCCAUCGCAUCCUCCAUCGGAGCCACCCCUGCCCAAGUGCUCAUCGCCUGGGCCGUCGCGCGUGGAUUCACCGUGAUCCCCAAAUCGGUCCAGAACGAUCGGAUCGAGAGCAACUUUGUACAAGUUGACCUGUCGCCAGAGGAUGUGCAGAAGAUUACCGCGAUUGGGGAGAAAGAGCACACGAGGUUCAAUAUCCCCUAUUACUUCGUCCCGAGGUGGAAUAUCAGCGUCUUCGGAGAACCGUCGGAGAAGGAGGCGAAGAACCAGAUCAAGGUCGAGUAGAUGGAGUGGGAAAGUUAAAAUAGACAAUAAGGAAUGAUGAGAUUUGGGAAUGAUGACCUCUUGUUUAUGCUUGAGACAGUGACAAAGGGUGACUGGACUCGACUUGACCGCAUGAUUGGUCCGUUGUCUCGCAUCAGCCUCUGCACGAGUCUGUUCCAUUAGCAACGAUGUCCUCCGAAACUAGAGUAGUGGAAUACUCCACACCCCGUCUUUUCUUCCUCGCCUGCCUACCGUAUGACACUUGGCACAUGAAUGUCGCCCUCGGCUCUGCCGUUGAAGCCUUUGCGGGGUCGGAAGCGAAACCCGAUCCCGCAGCUCCAGGGGAAGGGGUAUGGCUCGCCGUGCGGACGGGCAAACAGCUCGAGUGCGCAUUCAUAUGUACGCCGGUGUUCUGACCGGGUUAACUCUUGAGUUAGCCUUACUCUCACCCCUCAUGGGCAACAAACGAUCCUCUCUGCACCGGCGCAUAGUGCUUUUCUGUCAUCCGACUGGCUUGCUCCCCGCGUGCAGCUCCUUGGGGAAACACUGCAUCAGCUCGUCUCGCAGGGUGAACAAGUGCCGGUGAAAUUCCUCCGUGGUCCGGUUCCCCUAGUUCAGGCGUUCGCAACGGCCUACGGCGCUUUCUCCGGGAUUCAACCACAGCAACCUGCGCUCACUGAGCAGGUUUAUUCGCACAUCCCACGGAGCAGGAUAGACU